Messenger RNA from Nerophis ophidion (straightnose pipefish), 989 nucleotides. Its product is annotated as tripartite motif-containing protein 16-like. The coding region runs from base 90 to 821 and encodes 243 amino acids. The transcript is spliced from 3 exons. NCBI's taxonomy places the organism in Eukaryota, Metazoa, Chordata, Actinopteri, Syngnathiformes, Syngnathidae. Gene Ontology annotation, molecular function: zinc ion binding. The record is from RefSeq and is a predicted model, not a curated record.
UGGAAUAGGAGCACAAAAUAACAGGCGUGGCUUACAAGUAACUUCCUUACACUCUCAAGAGGGCCGGUGCAUGCUUAAAAAAAACAAACAUGACGACGACUAACAGCCCGGAGGAUUUCAGCACGGAGAAUCACACCGGAGACCGAACAACGGACAAGCAAGAUGUGCCGUGCGACUCGUGCAUGGGCGACCCGAACGAGGCCGUCAAAUCCUGCAUGACCUGUCUGGUGUCCUUCUGCCCGGAUCACCUCAGACCUCACCUGGUCAACCUCCGAUUCCAGAGCCAUCGUCUAGUGGAGCCGCGGCAUCGCGUGGACGCCGACACGUGCGGGCGCCAUCACCUUCCGCUGGAGCGCUACUGUCUGACCCACGGCUGCUGCCUGUGCUCCGACUGCCAGGGUCAAGGGCACGCAGGUCACGCCACCGCGUCCUUGGGGGAGGCCCGUGCUCAUAUUGAGAAUGAGCUGCAGCAAAAACACCGGGAGAUCGAGCAGAGCGUCUCAGCGACCGACAAAGCGAUGGAGAAGCUGCACAGCAACAAGGAGAGCAUGAAGGCUGCGGUGCAAGAGGUGCUGGGUGAGGUGGAGCAGCAGUUCGCCAGGCUGCAGGAGGCGGUGGGGGAGGUCAGGAAGAAGGCCACCGAGCAGCUGGAAGCAGAGCAGACACGAGCGCUUCGACAGGCGCGGGGCGUGGAGGCGCACCUGAAGCAGAGGAGGGCCGAGCUGGCCAAAGCUUUGGCAGAAAUGAACAAAAUGGGGCGGAUCCAGUCCCACGUCUCCUUCCUGCAGGCAAAAAUACCACAUAGCAGACACAUUAUGUAACUUGGGGAUUUGGCGGACGGCCUCAGGGGUUUAUUUUGACGGCUGACAUGUUCGUAGUGUACACACAGUUAAGCGUCGUGACAAUAAGUAUGAGAUUUGGUUUGUUGUAGGAGUACUCGUUGUGGAAAGAGGGAGCGCCGGAUGUUUGUUUACCCGACGUGAGAUUCA